This is a messenger RNA of Pistacia vera, 846 nucleotides long. RefSeq names its product L-type lectin-domain containing receptor kinase IV.1-like. Gene Ontology annotation, cellular component: plasma membrane. The coding region runs from base 1 to 846 and encodes 281 amino acids. The transcript has 3 exons. NCBI's taxonomy places the organism in Eukaryota, Viridiplantae, Streptophyta, Magnoliopsida, Sapindales, Anacardiaceae. The record is from RefSeq and is a predicted model, not a curated record. Gene Ontology annotation, biological process: protein phosphorylation. Gene Ontology annotation, molecular function: carbohydrate binding; ATP binding; protein kinase activity.
AUGAGGGAAGCUAUUGCUGGUCCAUAUUUGGGGCUGUUCAAUUUAUCAAACAAUGGCCUGCCUACAAAUCAUAUCCUAGCAGUUGAGCUUCACACUGUACAAAGCCCCGAAUUUAAGGAUAUAAAUGGAAAUCAUGUGGGAGUCGAUAUGAACAGCUUGAAGUCUAAUGAAUCUACUGCAGCUAGCAGAGCUACUGUAGUUGUGCUAAUAACAAUUGGUGUAGCCGUUUACAUUGUGAGGAAGAAGAAAUAUGAAGAAGUAAAUGAAGACUGGGAAAAAGAAUAUGGUCCUCAUAGGAUCUCCUAUAAGAUUCUUUACAAAACAACCAAAGGUUUCAAAGACAAAGAGCUCAUCGGACAAGGAGAUUUUGGAAAGAGGUUCCAGAUUAUCAGAGUAGCUUAUGGCCUUCUUUACCUUCAUGAAGAGUGGGAACAAAUUGUUUUGCGUAUAGACAUAAAGCCUGCUAAUGUUCUUUUAGAUGUCGAUCUAAAUGGGAAGUUGGGAGAUUUUGGCCUCGCUAGAUUAUAUGAUCAAGGCAGCGACCCACAAACCACCAACCUGGUAGGAACCAUAGGUUAUCUGGCUCUAGAGCUUUUUAAAACUGGAAAAGCAACUACUAGCACAGAUGUAUUUGCUUUUGGAGCUUUUAUGCUCGAGGUUGCUUGUGAAAGGAGGCCUAUGGCUAUGGAGCCUAGUAAAAAAGAUUUGGCUGAUUGGGUCACAGAUUUCUUGAAAAGAGGAGCUAUUAUUGAUGCUAGUGACCCUAGAUUGGAAGGUAUAUACAUUGAGGAGCAAAUGGAAUUGGUUUUGAAACUAGGCAUCUAUUGUUCAGACUCUAACCCAUAA